Molecule: messenger RNA, 1744 nt
Organism: Bubalus bubalis (water buffalo)
Lineage: Eukaryota; Metazoa; Chordata; Mammalia; Artiodactyla; Bovidae
Product: olfactory receptor 4D9-like
Exons: 1
Coding region: 127-1062 (311 amino acids)
Biological process (GO): G protein-coupled receptor signaling pathway
Cellular component (GO): membrane
Molecular function (GO): G protein-coupled receptor activity; olfactory receptor activity
Source: RefSeq, a predicted model, not a curated record
UUGUGACCCCAAGGACUGUAGCCCGCCAGGUUCCUCUGUCCAUGGGAUUCUCCAGGCAAGAAUACUGGAGUGGGUUGCCAUUCUCCUCUCCAUCAAAGCUGUACCUGGAGGAAUAAAUGUCAUCCAAUGGCCUUGAAAAAUCACACCAGGGUGUCGGAAUUUAUCUUCUGUGGACUUACCCAAUCUCAAGAGCUGAGUGCACUCCUAUUUUUCCUUUUAUCUAUAGUUUAUGUAACAACUGUGUUUGCAAAUGUUGCCAUCAUGGUCACUGUGAGCUGUGAGUCUCGCCUCCAGACCCCCAUGUACUUCCUGCUCCGCAACCUCUCCGUCUUGGACAUCUGCUUCUCCUCCAUCACCGCCCCCAAAGUCCUAGUGGACCUUCUUUCGGAGAGAAAGACCAUCUCCUUCCGUGGCUGCCUCACACAGAUGUUCUUUUUCCACCUCCUCGGGGGCGCAGACAUCUUCUCUCUCUCAGUCAUGGCCUUUGACCGCUACGUGGCCAUCUCCAAGCCCCUGCACUACGUGACCGUCAUGAGUCGGGGGCGGUGCAUUGGGUUGAUAGUGGCCUCCUGGGCUGGGGGCUUCGUCCACUCCAUCGUGCAGAUCUCCCUGUUGCUCCCCCUCCCCUUCUGCGGACCCAACGUUGUGGACGGUUUCUACUGCGACGUCCCCCAGGUCCUCACACUCGCCUGCACAGACACUGCUGUCCUUGAGCUCCUGAUGAUUUCCAACAAUGGCCUGGUCACCACCCUGUGGUUUGUCCUGCUUCUUGUGUCCUACACAGUCAUCCUGACGAUGCUGAGGUCCCACUCUGGGGAGGGCAGGAGGAAAGCCAUCUCCACCUGCACCGCCCACAUCACGGUGGUCACCCUGCACUUUGUGCCCUGCAUCUACGUCUACGCCCGGCCCUUCUCCGCCCUCCCCAUGGACAGGGCUGUCUCCAUCACCUUCACUGUCAUCAUUCCUGUCCUGAACCCCCUGAUCUACACCCUGAGGAACCAGGAGAUGAAGGCAGCCAUGAGGAGACUGAAGAGGAGAUUCAUGCUUUCUGAAAGGGGAUAGUCUCCUUAUAGAUUGUGGAUCAAGAUGUAAGUAUAUAAUUGAAAUAUUUUCUUAAAAUAUUAGCUGUCAUAUUCAGGGGCUCAACUGUACAUAGACAAUUAACUAGACCAGGAUGGCACAGGUACAAAGGACCAGCGACCUGGAACACCUGUAUCGGAAAAGAACGCCAGCAGGAAGUUACGGGAAAGAACCUAGUUCUUGAAGAGUAAUUGACAACAAGCCAGGCACAGAUACGGACUGUACUAGAAAUGGGUGUCCAGUCAAAGGGUGAAAGACAGCACUCUGACAUCCAGGUAGGCAGUAGGCCACCGGGGCCUCUGUCUCAACAAAGCAGGGAUACAGCUUCUGGGUCCCAAUGCAACGAUAGUUCCCUAUGACUAUUUCCUAAGCAUAUGCUAGGUACCAAACUCUGUCUGGGGACAUUCUUCUCUAUCAUUUCUGUUCUAUCAGCAACUUUGGGCCUACUCUUUCAAUCAGCUCAUCUAUAAAAUAUACUGGCACAGCCCCCCACAACCAUCUGUUACACGUAAAGGGUUUUAGUUUUGAAGGAUCUCCAUUGCCUGCCACUCUCUGUGACUUUGUCAGACUUAGACAUGACCUGGGACUCACACCAUCUGAUUUGGUGAAGUGGCUACAUGUAAGUGCAGCCAGUGGGACCGCCUGCCCUACUGCCCACAACACU